This is a messenger RNA of Paramuricea clavata, 437 nucleotides long. Lineage: Eukaryota; Metazoa; Cnidaria; Anthozoa; Malacalcyonacea; Plexauridae. The record is from the annotation of a GenBank genome assembly.
CUUACAUGACGUUUCAGCCGGAAUAUAAACAUGGCGGCCACUGAAAACAAAAGCCCGGUAAAUUCAAAAUCUUUAGAAGAAAAUUACUCGAAAAAAACCCUACGAAAACUACAGGUAUUAUGUAGAGAACAAAAACAUCCUAAAAUCCUUCAAAUCUAAGUAUUUUUUUCUACCAUGCACCAUACUAAAUCUGUGAAAUAAUUCCUUUUAGUCGGAGGUGUGUACACAGUUGUCAUGUAGUGUCUGCCCGAAGUAUCGUUGUACAUCGUUAAAAAUGUACGACGAACAUUUGAAAUCAAAGAAACAUUUGAGAAGAAAGUUUCGCAAAGAAAGUGAAAGUCUUUGGUAUUGCGAAGCGUGCAAAUUGAAACUACCAAAUGACGCCGAAUGGGUAAAAAUACUUAAAGUGGAAGUCAAGUCCGUAAUGUAAACAAAUG